GCGAAGCUGUGAAGUGGGAGACGGGGUGUAGGCGCUGUUAAGACGAGCGCAACAUGUCGAAACGAGGGCUGCCUCUGGUCCUUGUGGCCUACCUACUUGGCGUUCUUACCACCAGACAUGCUGCCGGCUAUAAAGUCGAGAAGUAUCCUCUCCUAAUGCCGAACGUCUCGCCGAAAACGCCGGAACUUUAUCUGUGCACACCAAUAAAAGUUGAUCCAGCCAAGAACUACUAUAUUGUUGGAUUUGAACCAAAUGCUACGAUGGCCACAGCACAUCACAUGUUGUUGUAUGGAUGCUCAGAGCCUGGAUCACAGAAGCCUGUUUGGAACUGUGGUGAGAUGACAGGGGGAACUGAUUCUGCUUGGGAGGCUGCUAGUCCAUGUUCCAAAGGCUCACAAAUCCUGUAUGCAUGGGCUAGAGAUGCUCCAAAACUUGAGCUUCCAGAAGGAGUUGGAUUUAAAGUGGGUGGCAAAUCCCCUAUACAGUAUCUUGUACUACAGGUGCAUUAUGCCCAUAUUGAUGCAUUUAAAGAUGGAAGCACUGAUGAUUCUGGUAUAUUCCUGCACUACACUGAAAGGCCAAUGAAUAAGCUAGCAGGUGUGAUCCUGCUUGGCACUGGAGGUGUUAUACCACCACAAGGUGUAGAAUAUAUGGAGACGUCUUGUGUUAUAAAGGAAAAGAAGACCAUACAUCCCUUCGCAUAUCGGACUCAUACACACAGCCUAGGCCGUGUUGUGUCAGGGUAUCGAGUACGUGCAGAUUCAUCUGGUAGAGACCACUGGACCCUGCUAGGAAAGCGUGAUCCACUCACACCACAGAUGUUCUACCCGGUUGUCAAUACAGAACCCAUACAUCAUGGUGACAGACUGGCAGCCAGGUGUACAAUGUACAGCAACCGUAAUCGCUGGACUCAAAUAGGUGCUACAAAUGAGGAUGAAAUGUGCAACUUUUACUUGAUGUAUUGGGUUGAAAAUGGAUCUCCACUGGAAAAGAAGUACUGCUUCAGCUCUGGACCCCCACUCUACAGUUGGCGUGAAUCAGAUGGUCUCAACAAUAUACCAGAUGAUGCUAGCCAGUUGUAGUAAGCUAAUUAGAAAAGAAUAGAGUAUUACUAAACCUGAAAGUAUUAGUAUUUGGAAAAUGAUAAUGAAUUUGAAGUAAGCCUUUAUCUACCCUGCACAAUCAGCGUCAUUGUCAGCAGCAUAAUAUUUUUUACAAUUUCAGAAGGGUUGUCUGCACUGAAAGUGAAAAGUGUAAAUGUGUUACAUUUGGAACUUCAUAACAAAAUAGAUGAAAGCAAGUACUUUCAUUCCUCUAUUGUAGAAUAUAUAAAUUAAUCACUUUCAUUUUCACAUUUUCUAGUAUUUUGCAAAACAUUUCAAGUUUUUUUUGCUCAAAACCUGCAGUAUGAGAUGCUACUGUUUGAAUAUAUAUUUAAAGAGCAGCCCAGAGUAAUAGUGAAUUCCUGUGCAUAAUUUAUGGAGCCACACAUUUAGAGAUCUGCUACACAUAUUUGCAAUUCAUUUAAAGAUAAAAUUACUUAGAUGCACUACAGAGUUUUGUUAUUCUUUUAGAAUAACAUUUUUAAUCUAACUUGUCAUAUACAAUGCCCUCUGAAACAAUUACAUGAAAAUUUAUUUCUCUAUUUAUUUUAAAAAUGGCCUUGAGCCUAAAUGAUCAGUGAUAUUCACCUUCAUUCAAUGUAUUUUUUUUUACAUAAUUUAGGAAAUAGAAAUCAUUGUAAAUGUUAUUGAAAGUAUGCACAGAACUAUCUCAGUUAAAUUAUUAGUUUUCUUGGAUUUUAAUUAUGUGAUUAUCAGUGUGAAGCAAGGUUAUGUGCAGUCCUGUGCAGGUGGGUGGGGUGUGGGGGAGGAAGAGUUUGAAUGUAGUGAGCAGUGAAAGGUAGGCAAAAGUAAAGAAUGAAGAAAAGAAGAAAGAGUGUAUACUUGGAUGUUUUAAUACCUCUGUAAAACGCAAGAAAGAAUGGAAGGAGCUGACAAAGUAAAUAUAUGUUCAUACCAGAAACACUGCAAAAAUGUGUUUGAGGAAUAUUUUCAUCUUACAAAGAUACACUUUCUGAAGGAAGACUCUUUAGAGGUUCACGUUUAAUGUAAGACAUUGAGCUGGUAACUACAGAAAAAAGGAACGGAGUGAUAUAGUUCUAGUAAAUACGUUAUCAUUUCAUUACCAGUACUGUGACAGCUGUUGUAUCCAGAUCCUUCAUGACAGGAUCAAUUGGAUGACUACAGUCAAUGAAUACUUCUCAUCACCAAUUAAAAUGUAUUAAUGGAUAUUGUUAGUCACUUGGUAAACAACUGUUAUGCUCCCAGAAAUUUUAAAAAUCUUAACCUGUGAAAGGUAUUUGUAAGUUAACUAAUUCUGACAUUGCCUUAAAGUUCACCAUGAGCAAGCAGUUUUAUUCUCACUUUUUCCUUUUGAAUACACCACUUCAACACUUCAAAGGUUACACCUUUCUGUAUCUUCCUUGUAUUGCAUAAGUACAUCUAUUCACAGAAAUACAUCAAAAAUCCAAAGAAUUAUCAUUCUGUAUCAUGAGUAAGGUAUGCUGAAUAUCAUCUGUGUUGACAUCAGAUAUACUGCAGUACAUAGUCCGUCACCAGUACCGACGGCCUCACAAAAGAUUUAAUUGCAACAAUCAUCACAAUGCUCCUGUCGACAAACAAGUUGGAAGGGUGGCUUUCUUUUCAUCAUUAUCAGUCAGUUUCAGAGAAAGACAUUCUUUUCAAGUAAAUGGCAUCCACAUCUCCAGCAGGUAACUCAUUUUUCACCACCCUUUCACUCCACCCUGGUAUUUAAUCUUGUGUAGCGCAUGGGAGGCAUUUGUCGAAAUAAUAUUCAGUUUUAAUCCAUACUCUGAAAUAUUUGCAUCCUAUAUGUGGACUCUGCCUUAGCUUUUGUUCAUCACUUUGUACUCCAGUCCCACAGACCUUAUUAUCUGUGGUAGUGUAAACAGCCAUUAAUGUACCCAGAUAUAUCAUCUGCUGUUUGUAUCCCACUAACUGAUCUAACACACGACAAUACACAGGAUGUCGUAUACAAUGAACAGUCACUGACCAAUAAAGAAAAAAGUGUCAUCUGGUCACUGAACAUGCUGCACUAGCAGUUUAGCAAUUCAGAGAUAUAUUUUCACAAGAAUCAUUUUCACGCAUUGGUUCCUUUGAAUUUCUCAAGUGGGUGUUAUUUCUAGAAUGUACCUGACAUUGCAGUAGUUAAUCAAUAAUGAAUCUGCACAAUGUUUACCAACUCCCCUUUUUGUUGUGUCUUUCUAUAAUCUCUUCUCUCUCCUUGAAUACAUGUUAUAUUUUCUAUUUAUUGAUCAUUUUUCCAUUUCCUUAUGCUUCCAACUUCUCUCUCUUUUGUAUCACCUGCUUGCCUUGUUUUCCAUUCUUUACUGACAAAGUGGUCCUCAUUAUGUACAGAUUAUCACAUUCAUGCUAUUGAGCUAUUUUUACAGGGCUAAUUUUUCAAUCAUUUCCUUGUUUCUCAUUCUCCAAAUAUUAAUCAAAUGAAAAUAAACAGUAUUUGGAUAGAUGAAGGGUGUCUACUCACUUGUGUCUGAAACAUGAUAGCUGUAGCAGAGGUCAAACACCAGAAAUUAUGACUUUUUCCGAUUAAGGAACACCAAGUUUCAAAAACUUGAAAUACAGUUGCAUUUUCUCAUUUAUCUGAUUGCUAGACCAGCUUCUAUCAUUCCUCUUCUUGCAGUUGAUAAGCAGACACUGCCCUUCUGUCUUUCAUAGUAUUUAUAUGUUAAAUAUUUCAAUUGCGAUUUACAUUAAAAGAACUAUAAAUGGGAAUGAAGGUGCACUUCCAUUUCUGAGCUGACAUCUCUGAUGCUUGUUUUUUAAGCUUUUUAAUAUGGCUGGUUAAGGUAAUGAAAUACUGUCUGAUGACACAUGUAGCAUACUUUUAUUUUUCCAAUGUAUCUGUAUUUUCUCUGCAUAGUAAUAUGGAAAUAAUAAAACAAAUUCAAAACUAUAUUUUCAUUAAAAAUAGUUUUAUUUCUGUAUCAUGAAUAUCUGUAAAAAGAAAAGCAAGUUGGUGAAGGAUGUUUUAAACCAUAGUCUGAAAAAGCAUAAAUGGUGAUCAGUAUUUCCAUGAAACUGCAACAGAUUUAAUAAUUAUCUAGUCAUUUGAUCAUUUUGAUACAUGAUUAGGAAUUUAAUCCAAAUCACUACUAAUAAUCAUAUUUUUUUUACUUGUCAAUUGGAUUAGGACUUAUGUAAAUAUGUUAUAAAUUUGUUAUUCAGUUUUGUAUGUUUUUUAUAUAAAAUGUUAUGAAUUGUCAGUUUGAAUUUCAUAUUAUUUUAUUGCCUACAGAUAUUAAAUCAUAUUUAUACUUAUCCUAGAUAAAAGCCAACUGAUAACCAGAGUUACUAUUUAUUAAAAGGAUGCUGUCUCUAUUGAAACUGAUGAUUACAUGAGUUUAAAUGGUAGCAUAUUCACUGAUUAUUUAUUGUUGUAUUGGGAAAGAAACUUUCAUUCUCACCACAAUGAGCCUUUGUUUCAUGGCAAGGUAGAGAGGUCUGUGCAUUUGCUUUACCUUAAAAGUGUGUGGUAUGUGCACUACUUUCAUGGAACUUAAUUUUGCAUUACUGUACUGGGUGACUGUGUAUCCUCAAUACAGAGGUAUUUAGAAAUCCAUUUACUUAUAUUUUUUUAAAUGCUACAUAUUUCCCCAUAUUCUUGGUGUCUACCAUGUGAGGUUUCUACUAAAAACAUUUUGUGGUGAAGCAUAUAGAGAAUACCAAUACAGAAAGCACAAGUUCCACCUCUGAUACUGAUAACCUCUUUUGUACGUAUACUUCAGUGAAAUAAUAUGUAACUUCUUUUCUGUGAAUAUAUAGUAUUUUGAUCACUUGUUUUACAAUGGUUUUGUACUAGUGUAUUGUUUUUUGAAAUUUCUGAUAAGGAAUUUAUAGUAUUGUCAGAAAAAAUAUUUUAUGUGCCUAUAGUGUGAGAUAUUUCCCCUACUUUCUUUUUUCCUGUCAUCAUCUUCAACUUGUGAAAAUGCCCAAUAUAUUGUCUCCCACUUUAUAUUACAAUGUAUUGUACCUGCACAUAUUAUGAAAAUGGAAAUUGCACAGAUGGCCAUAGCAAAGCUAGUGCUACUUUCUGGCUAUGCAUUUAUGAUCCAUAAUUCAUCUGUGGAUGAGUCAUCAUUUGUCUCGACCUUUUGUUUAUUACUUUUACAAGAUUUUUAUUAUUAAAAGUCCAGUAGUAUUUCUGUAGGUUAAUUUUGGUCAUUGGAUCGUAACUAGCUGGUUUACUGUGUAAUAUACAGACUACAAAGAGACAUAUGCACAUUUGAAAAUGAAAUACAUUACUAUGGGAACAUGCUGGGCAAAUAAUAAAGUAUAAAAAUUGUACUUGAAAUUGUAACCAUAUUCUUUGAUUGGUAUCAUCUUCAGUGUUUAAAAAGGAAUAAAAAACCAAAGACUGCAUUAAGUGUGAGAUCACUGUACCCACAGAGCUACAGAUAGAUAUUUUUGUGAAUUUCGCAUUCUUGCAUUUGCACCAAAUUCUCAGCAACCAUCAUGCCAAUGAACAGUGUGGCUAUUGUGAUUCGCAGUGUUAUUUUAUGACAAUGGCAACAGGACAUCUUGAAAGUAAAUGUGAAUUCUCUAAAAGCUUUCUUCAGAGCAAGAAUGAAUAUGAAAAGACAUUUUAAACAAAUCUCUGUUUGGUGAAUGAGAAAUCUUAAAAGCAGGUGUAAUAUAGAAAUUAUUUGUCAUCAGUGGUUAAUGUGUGCCAGCAGUGUAAUUGAGUUUUUCUUUUUCAUAUUUCUUAUUCCCAUUUUACCUGUAUUUCAGUUAAAAUCCUCGUAAUCCUCUUCACACAAAUAAUGCUAUAUAUAUAAUUUUUUUUAUAAUUUUUUCUCAAAUUCUGGUUUCAGUACCAAAAUUACAUCUUUUACUAUUCAUGUAGUUUUAUCUUUCUGUAUUCACGUAACUUCCUUGAUAUUUGUUGUACUUUCCAUCCCUUCCCCAGAGGACCAUAGAAGUAACAUUUAGCAUAAUUCGUGCUAAACCACGAUGUAAAAGAAUAUUUGUAUUGUAGAGAUAGAUACAAAUAAUUGCUGUAUCAUUAAAUAAAUAUGGUAGCUACAGAUGAAGCAAAUAGAAUUACACUAUGUAAGGAUUUCUUGGAAUACACUUUAUUUUAUUACAAAUUACAGUUUAAAAUGGAUGUGAACAACUAGUACAAUGUUGUACUGUACUGUGAACUGUCUUAAAAUAAGUUUUAUGGAGUAACACUAUUGUGCAGGAAAUGUAGUAGACAUAUCACAGAUAUCUUCAUUGUAUGGUAAUUUUAAGUACUGUGCUGAGAAGUUACAUAUUUUUAUCCAAGAGGAAAGAAAUGACAUAUUCUUAGCAAUUAUAAGGUCAGUAUGCUUAAAGAAUGAGGUAUUCAAAAAAUCUUUUCAAGUUACAUUUUUAUUUGGAAAUAGUGUAUUUUUGUUGGCAGCAAAACUGUAUCAGUUCAAAAAUUAAAGAACUAUGAUUUAUUUUGA
Schistocerca nitens (vagrant locust) is the source of this 6535-nucleotide messenger RNA. It is a transcript of the gene Phm, whose product is annotated as peptidylglycine alpha-hydroxylating monooxygenase. Gene Ontology annotation, molecular function: copper ion binding; oxidoreductase activity, acting on paired donors, with incorporation or reduction of molecular oxygen, reduced ascorbate as one donor, and incorporation of one atom of oxygen. The coding region runs from base 54 to 1082 and encodes 342 amino acids. Gene Ontology annotation, biological process: peptide metabolic process. Gene Ontology annotation, cellular component: membrane; extracellular region. The transcript is spliced from 10 exons. Lineage: Eukaryota; Metazoa; Arthropoda; Insecta; Orthoptera; Acrididae. The record is from RefSeq and is a predicted model, not a curated record.